AUGGUCAAAGAGACAAAAUUCUACGACUUGCUGCAGAUUCCACCAAAUGCAGAUCCACAUCAAAUCAAGAAAGCAUACAGAGCGUGCGCUCUCAAGUAUCAUCCAGAUAAGGUGAGAAACGUGAAUGAUGAGACGACUAGACGUAAAAGAACAGAGUUGUUUCAAGAGAUGACGAGAGCAUAUGAAGUUCUUUCUGACGAUCAAAAAAGAGCGAUAUACGACCGUUACGGCGAGGAGGCUGUUAAUCAAGGAGUUGUGGCUCAGGAGAAUGGCAAUUCUCAAGGUAUGGCAUCACCGGCAGAAAGUUUAUUCUCUAAUUUCUUUGGGGGAAGCUCUGAAAUGCAUGGGGGAGGAAGAAGCUUUUUUGACGAUGCCUUUAAUGCCUUUCAGUCAUUUGAUCGCGAUUUUGAUAGUCCGUUUGGUUCUGCAAAGUUCGGUAACUUUGGCCAAAACUUCUUUUCCCAUAAUCACAAUUCUCCUGAAAAAGGUAGAGAUAUCUACCAUACUAUUUAUUGCACCUUGAUGGACUUUUAUAACGGGAAGAAGAUUAAGCUCAGUUUACUGAGAAAGGUGCAAUGUAGUAAAUGCCAUGGUACCGGGGGACUUCGUCGUGUAACAUGUUCUCGAUGCAAUGGAGCGGGUAUCCAAGUUGUCGAACGUAGAAUGGGCGGGGUUUACCAACGAUCCUCGAGCACUUGUCAACAGUGUGGGGGUUCAGGAGAAUAUAUUCCUGAGGAUAGUAUUUGUCCCGAGUGUGAAGGCCGGAGGCUAGUUGACAAAAAAGUAAUUUUAGAGGUUACCGUUCCGCGUGGUUGUGGGUCUGGUUAUCAGAUUGUGUUUGCCAAGGGAGCCGACGAAGGAAUAAAUAUCAUCCCUGGUGAUGUUAUUGUCACUCUUAAGGAGAGAAAGAAGGCUCAUAAGAAGAAUUAUAGGAUGGCAGGUGUUAAGGAUGAUGAUGAGAUGGACUUAAAUGAGAAAUUCGCCCGCAGCAACGAUGACCUUUUGACUACGGUAAAGGUUCCGUUAAGAACGGCUAUUUGUGGAGGUGAUGUCUCCUUAAAGCAUUUAGAUGGUAGUGUUCUACACAUCUACGUUGAUCGUGGGGACCUGCAACAUUUUAGCAAUAUUAGAGUUGUGAAAAAUAGAGGAAUGCCGAUAUCUACUAAUGAGCCCGGUACCUCCAGCGAAGUUAUUGGAUACGGUGAUUUAUAUGUGAAGUUUGAGGUGGAGCUCCCAAAACCAGAAGAUCUUACAAAAGAGCAGUACACUGCUCUUUCUAUGAUAUUAGCACCAAAAGGGCAGCAACAUGAUGAUGUUGAAAUGCUCCCCAACAGGGAGACUGAAGGCAUCAGCGAAAAGGGAAACAAGUGUAAUGGUAAUGAUAUGAUAUACUCCUCGCCUGUUGAUUCAAAACGAAUAAAAGCUUUGGAUAUAGACUUCCCGGAAGUUUAA
Molecule: messenger RNA, 1452 nt
Organism: Brettanomyces bruxellensis
Lineage: Eukaryota; Fungi; Ascomycota; Pichiomycetes; Pichiales; Pichiaceae
Exons: 1
Coding region: 1-1452 (483 amino acids)
Biological process (GO): protein refolding
Cellular component (GO): cytoplasm; cytosol; nucleus
Molecular function (GO): Hsp70 protein binding
Source: RefSeq, a predicted model, not a curated record